UACUUCCGGCUACCGUUCGGUGCGGACGCGGAAUGUCUUGCUCCUCAGGGGCGGUUACAGCGGCCCAGCAGGGUCGCGGAAACAGGUUGAAUGAUAUGACAACGCAGGAAUAUCAGAUUAUUUUGCCGCAGUUGCCUUCAGGUACGACCGUAACGACUACUGUUUUUUUUGCACGCUGAUGUAAAAGCAAGGCCCUAUCGAGUCGAGCACUUCCGAGAUGCUUUAGGCCGUCUGCAGCUCAUGCCGGAAGUUGUGGCCCUCGGAGCCUACCAAAUGAACCACGUGUGGGCGAUAACAUUCAAGGACGGAAAAGCCAAGCAGAAGAUUUUGUCAACCCCAACCUUCAGCGUUAAGGAUCAUCGGUGUGUUGUGAUAGACCCUUGCAACCAAGACAUCAGGAUAAAGCUGUACUGGCUUCUGCAUACCACCCCAGACGAAGACGUGAGGAUCGCCCUGGCGCCUUACGGCACCAUUAGCGAGAUAUCGAGGGAGAAGUGGCGUGUGGCAGGCUGCAAUGACAAAGGUUCGCACACGCGUCUAGUGUCACUGCGCCUGAAGGCUGGCUACACCGUGGAAGACCUGCCACAUCAACUCCGCGUCGGUGAGGACCAUGCACUAGUGCACGUACCAGGCAGACCGCCGCUCUGCCUCCGGUGCCACGGCACCGGCCACAUACGGCGCGAGUGCCGAGUUCCACGCUGCGGGCUCUGUCGUCGUUACGGCCACGACGAGACCCAGUGCGUGCGUAGUUACGCCAACGUAACAGGGGUUGGCAGAAAUGACACCGUGAAUGAGCACCUCAUGGACUAG
Dermacentor silvarum is the source of this 810-nucleotide messenger RNA. RefSeq lists its product as uncharacterized. Gene Ontology annotation, molecular function: nucleic acid binding; zinc ion binding. The transcript has a single exon. Bases 241 to 810 code for a protein of 189 amino acids. Lineage: Eukaryota; Metazoa; Arthropoda; Arachnida; Ixodida; Ixodidae. The record is from RefSeq and is a predicted model, not a curated record.